This is a messenger RNA of Lacerta agilis (Sand lizard), 3103 nucleotides long. RefSeq names its product membrane associated ring-CH-type finger 5 (gene MARCHF5). NCBI's taxonomy places the organism in Eukaryota, Metazoa, Chordata, Lepidosauria, Squamata, Lacertidae. The transcript has 6 exons. The record is from RefSeq and is a predicted model, not a curated record. Gene Ontology annotation, molecular function: zinc ion binding. The coding region runs from base 39 to 923 and encodes 294 amino acids.
CCCCUCAGGGCCGGCGAAGAGCGGGAACUACAUCUCCCAUGGUGCCUUGGGCGCGCUCUGCGGUAUCUCAGCUCGGAGUGGGCGAGAAGGGAACCAAGCGCUGCGGCGGUUCCUCUGUGAGGAGUUGUUGGGUGUGUUUUGCAACUGAUGAGGAUGACAGAACAGCAGAGUGGGUGAGACCAUGCAGGUGUAGAGGCUCUACGAAAUGGGUUCACCAAACUUGUCUACAGCGCUGGGUGGAUGAAAAACAGAGAGGGAACAGUACAGCUCGUGUUGCCUGUCCUCAGUGCAAUGCAGAAUACUUAAUAGUAUUUCCAAAACUAGGUCCAGUUGUUUAUGUCUUGGACCUGGCAGAUCGCCUUAUCUCAAAAGCCUGUCCGUUUGCUGCAGCUGGAAUAAUGGUGGGCUCUAUCUACUGGACAGCUGUCACUUAUGGAGCUGUAACAGUGAUGCAGGUUGUGGGUCAUAAAGAAGGCCUCGAUGUCAUGGAAAGAGCUGAUCCUUUAUUCCUUUUAAUUGGACUUCCCACCAUCCCAGUUAUGCUUAUAUUGGGAAAGAUGAUUCGCUGGGAAGACUAUGUGCUUAGAUUGUGGCGAAAAUAUUCUAACAAACUACAGAUUCUGAACAGCAUAUUUCCAGGGAUUGGAUGUCCUGUUCCUCGUAUUCCAGCUGAGGCCAACCCUCUGGCAGAUCACGUCUCUGCUACUCGUAUUCUCUGUGGAGCUCUUGUCUUUCCCACUAUUGCUACGAUAGUUGGCAAGUUGAUGUUCAGCAGUGUUAACUCUAAUCUUCAGCGAACAAUUUUGGGCGGAAUUGCUUUUGUUGCUAUAAAAGGAGCUUUCAAGGUCUAUUUCAAACAGCAGCAAUAUUUGCGACAAGCUCAUCGGAAAAUUUUAAACUAUCCUGAGCAAGAAGGUGCAUAAAUGACUGUGGAUGUCAGACUUUUACAAUCUCAUCUGCUAUAUUCAGCAGCAAUGUACCAAUACUAUUAUUUGGCUAAAGGAGCUGAGAUUGGAGGAUAUGUUGCUGAUUUUUGUGGUCCCCCCACCCCCUACCCCCAUAGAAUAAUAAAAUACCUUAUUAUGGCAGGGCAAAUCCUCCUUAGUUGUUGAUCCUAAGAAUGUGAUUUGUUUUCACUGAUGUGUUUACUUUGAGGCGGAAGACAUCUGAAUCAUUUUCCUAUGGGCAAAUGUUGCCUUCUUUCGAAACAGAAGCCAAACAGUUGUGAAGUUAAUAAAUUAUGUGCAGACUGUAUUGAAUUAUAUUUUGUAUGCUUGUUGCAGUAAAUGCACAGUACUUUGCUAAAUGGGCCAAUAUAAGAAACUUCUAAAAAUAUGCAUAGUUUAUUAUUGCCAAGUGGAACUCUGGAAUGUCAGUUAAUAGGGGUUCCCGUAUUCAUAGAGGAAGCUAAAGAAUAAGCUUCAAAUUAGUGAUAGCAGAACUCAAUUCAUUUUCUUGCUAGUUCACAUAGUCCAUCACAACAGCCCAGAUUGUUAGAAGUUUCAUUAAAUAUAGAAAAACCUGUCUGGGUCUGAUUACUUGGAACACCAGCAAAUUGCUUUUUUAUUUAAAAAAAAAUAAAUCAACAGAUUGCUGUCUUUUGGCUCUUUCAUUGUAAUGCAAGUAGCAUUAUAUAUAAUUAACUCCUGUCUGCCACCAGUAAAACUGAAAAACUGAAUUACAAUCUAUAUGUGACUCGUUUCAAUAUUAGACUGUUGCUUAGUGCCAGUAUGCUUUGGAAGCACAACCAAAUUGUGGAGUCAUUAUUCAGGCUAAAUCAAGAAGCAAGGGUUCAAAAACAAGCACUGGUAAACACACAGCUGUGUUUAGAAGAAAGUAUGUUCAGUUGUGAAUGUUAAAAGACUAUUGAUUACAGAAGUAAAUCCUGCUUUACUGAAGUAAGUUUUCUAUUUUCUAUUUUUAUUUUUUUAAGACUUAUCUGGCACUCACCUUAACUGUAUCUCUUUUGAAAUCUAUUUUCAAAGUGUCCUUGAUUUUGGUGGCACCUGUAAGUAAAUUCUUUGGAUUGGAGCAUAGGUUCCAAUCUAGACAUGUGUGCACAAGUCCCAUUCCAGUCAAUGAGAUGGAUUUCCUAGUACAUGGCAGGAUUGAAGUUGAUAAGGGAGAUAUUUAAAUUGCACUUUUUCUUAACAGUAGAAAUUAGUGUAUCAGUGUUUAAAUAUUAGGUUCUGUACAAGUCACAUCGUCGCGAUGUAACAAAUGACAGUCAUUCUGGGUUUACAAGUGGUAUUUGCUUUGGCAGGAUUAAAGAACCAUUGAGUGUCUCUUAAACUCUCAAAUUAUGUUCAAAUUCAAAUAUCUAAUGCAUGGAAAAGGUAAUAAACACAUCUUUUUUAAGUACUGGUAAAUAGUUGUUGACCAGAAGUGAUGCAAAUGAAAAAAAGAGUCUUUGUUUGAUUGUAAUAACGUAUGCUAAAGAAAUAUUAUUAUUUCCAUAGCAAGCUUUAAUUUAAAUAUAAAAAUGUAAUAUUUUAAAAGGUAAUAAUGACCAGCUAGUAUUCCAGCAUUGGUAUAUGUGGAAAAACCUAAAGCAUAACAGAAUACUUUAGUUUCUUGUUGUAAGUACUAAAACCCCCCACUGUAAGUCAAUUUGACUUUUGAUAUCUAUAUAUUUAUAUAUUCAGCAGUAUCCUGCAGAAUGUUGGCUUUCUAUGAGUUUUCAGCACUAAAAAACAUUUCUUGCAGAAAUUCCUGUUGUAAGAAGAAGCCUUCUAGGUGAUCUUUACUUUAUAUACACCAGCUCUUUGAUACCUGCUGGUUUUUAAACUAUCUCUUACAAAACCUUAAAGUACAGAUUGGUUGGUCUAAAAUUUUGUUCUAUGGUAAAAUUGCUGAAAUUAUUGUUUUAUCACUACAAAUGUACUGUGAAGAAUGUGGGAUUAUAUUUUAAAUGCAGUAGCAAAACGCAUUACCUUGGUUACUGUGCUGUUGACAUGUUUUUAGUAGUGCAAUUUACGAUCACAUACUGGAUUAGAUUGAAUAAAGUUUUUUUAUAUUCUUUAGGUGUAUGGUGUCAAAUAUAGUAACAUAGAUUGCUUUAAUUCCUUUAAAUGUUUGGGGGAAUAAACUAUUAAACACUGAA